AUUACCCACAAGUCCAAAACAAUAACCAUCCUCAGACACUGAACAGACUGAGAGAGAAGAGAAAGUGCUGCGUGCCUUCAUGUGCAUUUUCCUCGCUCACAGUGCUCCCUCUCCCUCUGCUACACAAUAAUUGCGUGCUCCAUAAGCCAAUCUCUUCUUUCAGCAAAAAAUUUCAAUUCAUUUUCGCACUUCCUCUCUCUCAUUAUGGUCUUCCUCCAUAACCACCCUUCAGAAACUGAACCACAACCGCAUCCUCCUCCGGAUUCUCUCUCCGAUGGCGACGCUGUGGAUUCUGCCGAGACGGCGCGGUUCAGUGAAGACCUUGACUCUGCUUGCUCUACUCCCUAUGUCAGUGCACCUUCCAGCCCCGGUCGUGGCACCACUGCCGGGUACUUCUACAGUGCACCGGCCAGUCCCAUGCAUUUUGUAUUGCUGUCUUCUGCUGCGUCCACCGUGGCGUAUCACUCGUCUGAGUCGUCGUUGAUGUCAUCUGAGUGCGAUACGGCGUCUUUUGAGUUCUCUUCUCGGUUCUCCAGCAGUGAUUCUGUGAUUGGAUCCAUGAGCUCUGCGGACGAGUUGUUCUUCAACGGACAGAUUAAGCCUAUGAAGCUUUCCUCUCACUUGCAGAAACCGCAAAUCUUGGCUCCAUUGUUAGAUCUAGAUGUGGAGGAUGAAGAGGCCGAGAACCAAAACGGUGACGAUUUGGAGAAACAAGAAAGCUCUCGAGGUAGAGAUCUGAAGCUUCGAAGCAGAUCGCUACACAGAAAGGCGAGAUCUCUUUCGCCGCUUCGGAAUCCGGAGUUUCAGUGGCCUGAAGAAGGCGGUAACGGAGAAGGAGAAGUUAGCCAAGGCAUUUUGGACAGUCUGCAAGAUUAUGACGAGAGCAAAAGAAGUGAAGCGGUGUCGACUGAAAUGACGCCGUCUUGUUCGGCGUCGUCCUCGAGAUCCUCCUCUUCCGGCAGAAACUCGAAGAAAUGGAUAUUCCUGAAGGAUCUUUUGUACAGAAGCAAAAGCGAAGGAAGAGGGAAUGGGAAAGAAAAGUUCUGGUCGUCAAUUUCCUUUUCUCCUUCCAAAGAGAAAAAACCACCGACUCCACCUACUUUAAAUCCUUCAAAAGAGAACAAAACUGCUCCUUCUGCUCCUAAUGCUGCCGAUUCCCAAAAGCAGAAGCAGAAACAGAAGCCAAACAAACAAGUUGCUCCUAAAAAAGUCUCCUCCGGGAAGCCAGCAAAUGGCAUAGCCAAAAGACGAGUGCCUCCAUCUGCACACGAGUUGCACUACACGGUUAACAGGGCCCAAGCUGAGGAGAUGAAGAAGAGGACCUACUUGCCAUACCGGCAUGGCCUUUUUGGCUGCUUAGCUUUCAGCUCUAAAGGGUAUGGUGCACUUAGUGGACUAGCCAGAACGUUAAAUCCAGUCUCGUCUGGGUAGAACAUGAACUAAGUACGUAUCACUCUGUAUAGCUUCUUCUUUUAAUUUUCUGGGUUUUCACGAUUAAAUUACAUAAUACAGUCUCUGUAUUUUUGUUGAAUUUGCUUCUGUAUAGUAGAGAAACUGUGUCUGAAUCACCAUUGUUGACAUUGAUUGGUUUGUGAACCAUCUCUGCUGCCCUGAAACAGAGGCUGAAGUUAAUUAUCUAGACGUCCUAAGCAUUAUCUCUGAUUAAUUUUGUAUUUGAAUUAUCUGAAUGAUUAUAACUAGUUUUAAAGAUAUAG
This is a messenger RNA of Rubroshorea leprosula, 1715 nucleotides long. Lineage: Eukaryota; Viridiplantae; Streptophyta; Magnoliopsida; Malvales; Dipterocarpaceae. The record is from the annotation of a GenBank genome assembly.